AUGAAGGACUCCAAGGAAGUCAUCCAGGAUUUCAACAAGCUUGUCAACAUGUCAGCAUCGGAGCUAGAGACAUGGCUCAAGUCCAAAGACUCUGGUGAAGCUGGCUGGCCCAAGGAAGACGAUGAUGGGGAGACAGUUGGCCAUGAAAGCGGUCGAAAGAUUACAGAAAUCUUGAAAUCCAAUCCGUCAAAAGAUGCUGAAAAGUAUACUGAUGAUCAGAUUAGUCACAUGAGAAAAGUGGUGGCUUACUGCAAGCGCCACUUGGCUCAGGAGGAGGAGUCUUUAAAGAACAAGUCGGAAAGCGAGGCCAAGAAGACGAAAUCGUACAUUUCGCUCAAGAAUUGGGGGCACGAUCCACUCAAGAAGAGCGACGAUAAAAACACGAACAAGGAUGUCAAUGGCAAGUCCAGCAACGGCAAAAAGGAAAACGAGGAGGUCAAUGGCAAGUCCAGCAACGGCAACAAGGAAAAUGGUGCCAAGUCCAGCAAGAAGAACGAGACGCAGAACAAGAAAUCUAGCAACAAUGGCAAGGAAGAGGAUGAUGAACAGUCGGAGAAUGAAGCCGGCGAUAAGCGCAAGAGGCAAGACAAGGACGGUGCUCCAGAGCCCAAGAAGCAUCGAACUCGAUCAGGUUCCAAGGAUGAGAAAGCAACCUCCAACAAGGAGGCUGGCAACGAAUCAGAAAACGAUGAUGAAGAUGAAGGGAAGAGUAAUUCGAAAUCAGGCAAGGGACCGAAGCCAGGUGAAACUGUUAGCUGGAACUGGGGCAACGGGCAGCCAAAGGGCAAGGUGCUUGAUGUUAAAGAAGACAAGGCCACUAUUACUACGAAACGAGGUAACAAAGUCUCCCGCGAUGGUGACGAGGACGACCCAGCUGUAAUUCUGGAUACUGGGAAGAGCAAGGCGAUCAAGGCCAAUCAUGAGCUCAAUUAG
Molecule: messenger RNA, 933 nt
Organism: Beauveria bassiana ARSEF 2860
Lineage: Eukaryota; Fungi; Ascomycota; Sordariomycetes; Hypocreales; Cordycipitaceae
Product: DNA-binding protein
Exons: 3
Coding region: 1-933 (310 amino acids)
Source: RefSeq, a predicted model, not a curated record